Messenger RNA from Bombus huntii, 2515 nucleotides. RefSeq names its product lysophospholipase D GDPD1-like. The record is from RefSeq and is a predicted model, not a curated record. Gene Ontology annotation, biological process: glycerophospholipid catabolic process. The transcript has 6 exons. Gene Ontology annotation, molecular function: phosphoric diester hydrolase activity; phosphatidylcholine lysophospholipase A1 activity. Gene Ontology annotation, cellular component: endoplasmic reticulum membrane. NCBI's taxonomy places the organism in Eukaryota, Metazoa, Arthropoda, Insecta, Hymenoptera, Apidae. Bases 566 to 1324 code for a protein of 252 amino acids.
UAAAAUUCUUACUCACUACUAGACUGUGAUUUUUUAUGUAUUUAUAAUAAAUUUUAAUGUGCAUUAAAAAUCCAGUACAUGUCAUAUACAAAAGUAUGUAAAAUAUUCAAAAUAAAGUGCUCAUCAUAAUUUUUAGUGGGCGAAACAAAUUAUUAUCUAAGUUCCAAUUCUUUAAUUCUUUUUAUAAAAAUAUGAAAUUACAUAAAAAUCCACAGUCUACAAGUCUACUCAUCAUCUUAAGUGUGCAGCACAAAGAAUUAUUAAAUUAACAGAUAUUUAUCUAAAAAUAGUUCUCUAAAUUACUUUUUCUGGUUAUACAAAAAUCCACAAAAAUAUUUGUACACUUAUGAAAACUUUUUAUGAAUGUAUUAUGUUUUGUAUAUUAUAUAAAACAUUUGAAAUGUCAUUUUUAUUUACAUUGUUAAAUUGGUUUCAAAUUUUGUCAAUACAAUUAUCAUAGCCAUGUCUUGUUAUGAAUGUUACUAAUGAAAUUUCAACACGUUUCAUAUAACACAUAUAAUAUACAUAUAAAACUUUUCUAUGAGCUGUAGCAAUUGGUACACAAAUGUUAGAAUUGGAUUGUCAUUUAACAAAAGAUGGAGAAGUAGUUGUAUGUCAUGACCAUAAUCUUUUACGUAGUACAGGCACAAAUAAAAGUAUUUCAGAAGUAAAUUACAAAGAUCUACCUCUAUUGAAACCACGUCUUCCAAUAGAUUUUGAUCCAGAUGUAGAAUAUAUUGGCACAGAAAAGGAGGAAGAUAGAAGAUUUGCUUUAUUGAAAGAAGUAUUUGAAGCAUUCCCUAAUAUACCAAUUAAUAUUGAUAUUAAAGUCAACAGUGAUGAACUUAUAACCAAAGUAUCUAAUUUAAUAAAGGAAUAUAAUCGGGAGGAGUAUACUGUAUGGGGAAACUUUAAUGAUGACAUAACACAGAAAUGUUAUAAGACGAAUCCUAAUAUAAAUUUGUUAUUUUCCAUGAGACGUGUAACUCUGUUGAUAGUUUUCUUAUACACUGGUUUAUUACCAUUUAUACCUCUAAAGGAAACACAUUUAGAGAUAUUUCUACCUUCCAUUUAUUUAAGAUGCAAAGGAAGUCCAAGUAUAAAAUUCUUACCCUUGGAAAAAAUAAUUAUAAGGACUAUUAAUGUAUUACUAAUGAGGAAGUGCUUAUUUAAUCAUUUAAGAACUCGAGGAAUACAUAUCUAUUUUUGGGUCUUAAAUGAAGAAGAAGAAUUUAAGAAAGCUUUUGAUCUUGGAGCUACUGGUGUAAUGACAGAUUAUCCUACAAAAUUAAAAUUAUUUUUAAAUAAUUGUUCUAUCGAAUAAGACGCUAAAUGCAAUGAAUGAGAAUGAUACUAAUAUAUAAGAUAGAUAUAUAUAAUAUAUAAGAUAUUUAUUGAUGUACUUCUGAGAAGUACGUGUACAUGCUGUUAUAAGUGAAGAAUGUGUCGAACUUUUAUUUGAUAGACAUGUAUUACUUACAGAUUAUGAAAAAAAAUAUUUCUAUUGCUUAUUGUAUACUAACAAAAGGAAGUAAGAGCAGCUUGUUUCAAAAACUUGUACAUACAUAAGGCAGAUAAAAAUAAGUUUCAAGAAAAUGAAUAGUGACAUAUUAGUAAAAUACAAUGAGAAAAAUAACUAUAAAAUGUGUGGACAAAGACGCUUUUCGAAAAAAAACAUUCUAAAAAUAUUUUCUGACGCAUUCAAAUAUAUUCGAUAUUUCGAUUAUAUUCAAAAUAGAAAGUUCACAAAGUUCGAUAAUCUAGUCUAAAAAAGUAUUUUAUAAAACCAUUAUCAUAGAUUUUUAUAUAUUGAAAACUGAUACACAAAACAUGUUUGAUUAUUACAGCUACGUUAAGUCGCAUUUAUUAUAUAAUUGUAUUAUUAUAGUAUUUUGUAUGUACUAAAGCAAACAAAUUGCAAUUCACAGUCAUUAGUAAUAGGGAUGCAAAUAUUAUUAAUAAUAUCGCACACAUAAAGUUUAAUUAUUUAUAUAAGCUUUAUUGCAACAUAUCUUUGAGUAUAAAGAUCAAGAAACUGAUAAAUAACUUACAUACUUCUAUAUAAAAUACUCCUUUAAUUCGCUCGCGUAUUUAUAUUCAUCAAGAAGCUGAUAGAAAAUUAAAAAAGGAUAUAUUUACAUGCAUGAGGGUACAUAAAUAAUAUACUCUAUACAUAUAUGCAUUACAGGUACAUUAAUGGAAUAUAACAUUGAGUAUGAUCUGCAAUACUAGACAAUUAUAAAAUGUAAAAGGAAUCAUAUUCGUUAUUUGAUCACAAAUGAGUGAUAACCAGUUUAACAGAACUAAUUACAUUUCAUUAUAUUUAUUUGUUAUAUAAUUACUCAAAUUAUACGUUUUUCUCUAUUAGUAUUACUAGUAUCAUAUAACUGUCUUAAUUAUGGUUUCAAAAAUACUGCAAACAGUUCUUAAUCACAACUUGUAUAGAGAGCAAAUUUAUAUUAUGCAUAAAUACGUGUACUUUUAUAUUUGGAAUAAAUUCUAACAAUAUUUGUAA